AUAGAAUUUCAUAUACUAUUGCAACUGUUUUCUUCAACUCUUUUGACACAAACGAAAAGACACAAUGUACUAGUUGUUCUGGAUUAAAAUGAUUAAAUUAAUUAAUAAGUUGAAAAUUUUCAGCAAUUCUCACAGAAAGCAGAUGGUAGCAAAAGGGUUAAUACAGUUCUUGUCAGCUUCUUGUAAAGCUUCUUGAAAUAAUAGUCGAUCGCAGAACCGUAGGAAUAAUAAUCGUGUUGGAGCGCGCGUACGUGGUGGGGUGUCGCGGUGUCAUUUGAAAGAUAACAACGAUGAUGACGCAGGCCACGAGGACGACGCGACGGGGCUUGCUUUCCAUUUGGAUUCUGUGAUUACUUUUCCUGCACGGCAGUCCUUUCCCGGUCGUCGUCGUCGUCGUCGUCGUCGUCGUCGUAUCUCUUCGGUGCGGUGCUGAUGCAAAUAAAUUUUCUGUUCCUUCAUCGAUACAACGUUUAUCACACCGAGAUCGGGCCACAUAUCUUCUCCUUUUUUUACCACUCUCUCCUUCAACCCUAUCAGCAUUUACUUUUCACUUUCAGUUAGGAGCUAAAACAAACGUAUUUAUAAAUAAACGGUUGUGAUACCAAAAUCAUCAGUAGUGAAUCAAAAUAGUUAGUUAACCGAGAAAUUAUUAAUUAAACACGAUGAAAUACACGUUGACGAGGAUCAUACUGUUGGCGUGUAUAUGCGCAUCGAUCCAUGGGAACGUACGAGAUCCAGAGACGUUGAGGGAAGCGUUACCAGGCUAUGCGAUCACCGCCAACAUCGAUCAAUUGAAUUCAACCAGAUGUCGAACGGAAGUAAAGGAAUUUCGUGACUCGGUGGAUCGUGGCGUACUGUGGAGUCUGAGAAUGUUAGACGCUAGCGGAGAGCCAACCUCUGGUUUCGUCUCGGGGAACAAUUAUUGGAUGGGAAGUAGACAGCAGUGCGAGUUCCUUAGCCAGAAACGACCGUUGCCCUUGUCAGAGAAGAGGAUUCGGAACAAUUCCAUUUAUCGUAACCCCGUUGAAGAGUUUCCACCGUUUCAGCUCAACUUCUUUAGCGCUCAUCUCAGUCAAAAUGGCACUGUGCAGUAUCACAUCUCGGUACCCAUGGAAGAGGUGAUAGUGUUGGGACUUUGCCUACCAGCGUCUUGUAGCGAACACGAAGUGGCUACAAUGCUGACCAAGGUGUUCGACGAUAGACUUCUUUUAAUUGGACAACUCUAUUCGACAGACUUUAAGUUGAUCAGAGUGUCGAAUCUGAAAAAUGACUAUAAAUGGCUUCUCAGUGGAAAGAUAAUUACAAUCUUCUUUAUUUUGACUGCAUUAUUUGGUAUAGUGAUAAUCGGCACGUUAUACGAUAGCCUUGUAUACCAGAAAUGUUUACGGAAGAAGAAAGAAUCUGUUGCUUACGAGAACAACAAUACCUCUGAAUUGAAAAACGAUAUGGAAGAGAAACGGGAACACGAUCAGGAGGAUGAUAUACCGUCCGAAAUAAAACCAGACAAUCGGAUCGUGCAAAUCCUUAUAAGUUUCUCAGCCUAUUCGAACAUUAAACAGAUAUUUAGAAUAGAUAAUGGUGUAGAAGAUAUAGCAGUAUUUCAUGGAUUCAAGUUUUUUGGAAUGAUAUGGAUUAUUAUGGCGCAUACGAUUUUUUAUACGUUGCAUAUUAUAGGUAACAAAGCGGAAGGCUAUAUGAUGAGCAUUAAUGUGGAGAAUCAAAUCUUGUCAAACGCCACUUUAUCUGUCGAUACCUUUCUUUUCAUUAGCGGUUUUUUACUGACAUUCGCCUAUCUAAGGAUGCAAGUAAAAAAAGAGAAAAAAGUCGUAUCGUUGCGCAGAAAUGCGACGAAUUUUAUCAGCGCAAUCGUGAAAAGAUACAUCAGGCUUACACCUGCAUAUCUGACUACGAUAUUGCUUGCGAUUGUUAACUUCUCCUGGCACGAACAGUUUACGUUGUGGUACUUGAACGAGCCGAUGCCCCAACUAUGCUCGAAAUACUGGUGGAGAAAUAUACUCUACAUUAAUAAUUUCUUCGAAUGGGAAGAUUUAUGCCUCUCCUGGAGUUGGUACCUCUCCAAUGAUAUGCAAUUUUAUAUCUAUGGCAUUUUUGUAUUGAUAUUAUCGACUAGUUACUACUAUGCUGCUCUCGGUAUAAGCCUGGCUACGUUACUUUUCUCCACGUUCAUGCGCGCAUAUGUAACAUACGCUACUGGAUACAUUCCUACGCUGGACGCACAACUUGACACGAUGACUUACAUGUAUAUACGACCAUGGAUGAGAAUUCAACCGUACAUAGUUGGGAUGGGCACGGCUCUGCUUCUUAGAAAAUUCAACUAUCAAUUGAAUCUAUCCAAAAAAGCAUUAGCUGCCUGCUGGUGCUUCAGUAUUUCGUGUAACUGCACGAUUCUGUUUACCGUCGUGGAUGGAAACAUCUCGCUUGGUUUAUCAAUGCUUUAUCAGAUGUUUAGCAGACUAGGUUGGAGCGUUGGAAUAGGGUGGCUCGUGAUCGCCUGUGUAACGAACAAUGCCGGUAUCGUAGGUAAAUUUUUGUCGUUAAGGUAUUGGAUUCCCUUCAGUAGAGUAACGUACUGCGCUUAUCUAAUAAAUCCAUUUUUAAUACUGUCGAUUAGUAUGUUUAGCAAUUAUUCAUACAACAUUGAUUUCUUAACCACUGGUGUUAUAGCCCUCGGAAUAUCGAUAAUAACUUUCGUUUGUGCUUUCGCAUUGUCGAUAAUGGCUGAAGUACCGGCGAUAUUAUUUUUACGAUCAAUCAGUACUUCCAGCAGGAGAAUUAAAUGAAUUUAAUGAUUGCACAUUUUUGUAUAACUUAAUACGUAAAAAGAGAAACAACCUUGUGAAGAUAUUUUUUUUUUUUUUUUAACAAUGCAACUAGCGUUUUGUACAUAGCGAUGUAAAUUUAAUUGUAAAUGGCAUGUUAAUCCGAAAGAAAAAAUAGAAAUUCACAUAUAAAUAACUACAGAUUAUUAAAAGAUGGGAAAGAAUCGUUAUCCGCGUGCAAUGAAUAAACCUGGAAGUAUGUAUAAUGCACAUAUUCUAGGUGAUGGUUCCUUUAAAACUAGAAAUUAAUUAAUUAAUUGAUAAGAAUUAUUAAAGAAUUUGUUGAAAUCACAAACGCAAUACCGUUGCAUAUUGCGUAUUGCGUAUUGCGUAUUGGAUUCCACUUAUUUUGUCCAAUACGAAUUUUUUCUUUGAAAAUUAAGAUAUAAAUUAAAUUAAAUUAAUUUAAGAUUAAAAUCUGAUAUAAAGAUCAGAAGAAAAGUUGUUAAAUUUUUUCCCAUAUUCUGUAAAGGUAAUGAUUCUGUAAAUAAUGAUAGGAUGCGUCCGUCCAGUGCGACCCCGAUAUCUAACCUGUUAAAUGAAAAUGUG
Osmia bicornis bicornis is the source of this 3389-nucleotide messenger RNA. RefSeq names its product nose resistant to fluoxetine protein 6-like. The record is from RefSeq and is a predicted model, not a curated record. The transcript has 14 exons. Gene Ontology annotation, molecular function: acyltransferase activity, transferring groups other than amino-acyl groups. Lineage: Eukaryota; Metazoa; Arthropoda; Insecta; Hymenoptera; Megachilidae. Bases 663 to 2801 code for a protein of 712 amino acids.